Messenger RNA from Folsomia candida, 2218 nucleotides. Its product is annotated as cytochrome P450 9e2. The record is from RefSeq and is a predicted model, not a curated record. The coding region runs from base 295 to 1902 and encodes 535 amino acids. Lineage: Eukaryota; Metazoa; Arthropoda; Collembola; Entomobryomorpha; Isotomidae. Gene Ontology annotation, molecular function: monooxygenase activity; heme binding; iron ion binding. The transcript has 5 exons.
UGCGAAUUUCGCAGUACGUUGAGAAUCUCGCUCAUAUGUAUGAGCUAGUGCAGUUAUGCAGUUUACAUUACAGCAAAAUACAUAUUUUCGCGAAUUUGAUGGACAUUAAGUAAUUAUAAUAUCUCAAAUAUUCUGCAUAUCCACCAGGUUUACAACAUUAAUAAACAUAAUUAUGUACACUAUUAACUAGAAGCUGUGAACGAAAGUGUCUAGUCUUGACAUAUGUAAAUCAUCGCAUUUUAUCGAGUGAUUCUUAAUAUAUGCAAAUUCUACAAUACUCACUUAAAGUAAAUCAUGAUUGCCUUCACAACUAUUUUCUGGGUCUUCAUUUCUCUCAUCUUCGGUUUCAUCGCGCUCAUCAUCUACUCUACGAUCCGUCUAAAACUUACUUUCCGUUCUAAAAAUGUCCUCUACCUGGCCAAAGCUCCUUUCUUCACCGUUUAUUAUUUGUACAUCAAGAAAAAGGCGAGGUUCGAACUUGGUCAGAUGAAUUAUGAUCAAAUGAAAGCGGCCAAAGUACCAGUGGCAGCCGAUACCGAUAUGGGAUCCAUAAAUUACACGGUGACCGACCUGGAAAUAUUGAAGCACAUCUUUGUCAAAGAUUUCGACCACUUUGUUAACCGACGAGCUUUCAAAAUGCCAGAUAACGACAUCCUCAUCAAGAAAAUGCUUGUAUUUCUCAAAGACGAAGAGUGGAAGGGGUUGAGGUCAAAGUUGAGUCCGACCUUCACCACGGGAAAGAUUAAGCGUCUCUUUCCCCUGUUCAAUGAGAGUGCAAAGAAGCUCGUGAAGUACGUGGAUCAAAUGAUGAUGGAAUCGUCCCAUGGCGAAAUUGACCUUGGCGAUGGAUACUCAAAAUUUACCAUGGAUACGAUCGCGUCCGCUGUUUGUGGUAUGAACUCACAAGCCUUUGAUCAAAAGGAACCCUCAAUAUUUGAACAAGUGGGAAAAUCGAUACAGAUUACGUUCAACAUGAAGACCUUGGUCAGGUUUUUAAUCCUCUUCGGAUUUCCAAGGUUGGCUGGAAAGUUAGGAAUUACAAUAUUUGGAUCCGUUUUGCACCAAUUUUUCGACGGUGCAGUAAAAUCUUCGAUUAAAGAGAGGACCACAACGGGUCAGAAGGGGAACGAUUUCAUCCAAUUGAUGUUGGAAGCGAGAGAGAACAAGUUGAAGACGGAGGAGGAAGAAUUGUCCAAUUUUGAGAAGGACGCCAUCAUCACGGGCGAGGUCAAAGGUCAAAUUUCCGAAAUGUUGGAUGACAAUGGGAUCGUGUCAAAUUGUGUGCUAUUCAUCCUCGCCGGAUUCGAUACGACGCAGUCACUCCUACUUUUUUGUGCGUAUGCGCUCGCAAUUCAUCCAGAAAUUCAGGAUAAGUUGAGGCAGGAAGUGGAUACCGUUUUGGAGGAGAAUGAUGGCGAUUUCACGUACGACUCGAUACAUAGAAUGGCAUAUUUGGACAUGGUUAUCAAUGAAACGCUGCGAUUUUAUCCACCUGCACCAAUUACGGAUCGAAAUUGUACUCGUGACUACGUAUUUCCUGGAACUGAUAUCACCGUUAAGAAAGGGGAGGCAGUGACAAUCCACAUUUAUGGAAUUCAUCACGACGAAGAAUAUUAUCCCGAACCUGAAAAAUUCGAUCCGGAACGAUUCUCGCCAGAAAACAGGGGCAAAAUUAAUACAUAUGCUUUCCUUCCGUUUGGCCAGGGACCGAGGAAUUGCAUCGGAAUGCGAUUCGCCUUGACCGAAGUUAAACUUGCAAUUGCCCAACUUGUCCAUAAUUUUGAUAUCGAGCCCUCCAGAAAAACCACGAUUCCGAUGGAGUAUCAUGAUGCAGGAUCUCUCAAACCUAAGAAUGGCAUGUGGCUGUCUCUAAAGCGAAGACCAGGGACAACUUCGGACUAAUUUUAUAUUCAUAAAUACAGAUCUGAUUAUAACGGUAAAUUUAUGAAAGUUUAAAAUGAUUACUAUUCUCUUAAUUAUUGCCCAUGUCAUCCGCGUGUUUAUUCUUUAAAAAUUGCAUUUAUCUGUAUACACAUUAUAAGUAGGUAUCUAACAUUGGCUGAUACUUAUGGCUCUCUCCUUUAGAUAGGUAUGUACCUUCGCCGUUGGCCCAUAUAGUUAUAAGGGAGUAAAGGGAGAUUAUGAUUAUGAUUACGGAGACGUUUUACCAGUGAUAAAACCUAGUGAAAAUAAAUUAAAAAAACUCGUGCACCAAACA